Molecule: messenger RNA, 885 nt
Organism: Verticillium dahliae VdLs.17
Lineage: Eukaryota; Fungi; Ascomycota; Sordariomycetes; Glomerellales; Plectosphaerellaceae
Product: feruloyl esterase B
Exons: 1
Coding region: 1-885 (294 amino acids)
Cellular component (GO): extracellular region
Molecular function (GO): hydrolase activity
Source: RefSeq, a predicted model, not a curated record
AUGCACGCCUUCAGCCUCGUCCACGGCCUCGCCGGGCUCCUCGCCGCUUCCUGCGCCGCCGCCCAGCAGCUGCAGACCAUCAACAACUUCGGGUCCAACCCCACCGGUCUGACGAUGCAAGUCCACGUCCCCGCCAACCUCCGACCGUCGCCGGCCGUCAUCCUCGCCCUGCACGGUUGCGGCGGCAACGGCCAGGGCUACGCCCGGCAGGCCGACUACACGACGCAGGCCUCGUCGCGCAACUACAUUGUCAUCUACCCGUCGUCCCGGCGCGACUUCAACUGCUGGGACGUCGCCACGCCGGCGUCCCUGACGCACGACGGCGGCGGCGACAGCACGGGCCUCGCCAACAUGAUCCGCCACACGCUGACGGCGUACGGCGCCGACGCCGCCCGCGUCUUCGUCACGGGCACCUCGUCCGGCUGCAUGAUGACCAACGUCAUGAGCGCCGCGUACCCGGACCUCGUCGCCGCGGCGUCGUGCUACUCGGGCGUCGCCGCCGGCUGCCUCGCCGGCUCGCCCGGCAGCAGCCCCAUCAGCGCCAACCCAACGUGCGCCAACGGCCAGAUCGCCCUGUCGGACCAGGCGUGGGCGGCGCGCGCGCGCAACAUGUUCCCCGGGUACGCGGGCGCGUACCCGCGCUUCCAGACGCUGCACGGCACGGCCGACACGCUCGUGCGCAUCCCCAACCUCGACCAGCAGCUGCGGCAGUGGGCUGCCGUCAAGGGGCUUUCGUUGACGCGGAACAACACCAACACGCCGCAGAGCGGGUACACGCAGAUUGUGUACGGCGACGGCACACAGCUUGUCGGCUACUCGGCGCAGGGGGUGGGGCAUACCGUGCCUGUCAAUGUCGGACUUGACCUGCGGUGGUUCGGCCUGUGA